Arachis ipaensis is the source of this 867-nucleotide messenger RNA. The record is from RefSeq and is a predicted model, not a curated record. NCBI's taxonomy places the organism in Eukaryota, Viridiplantae, Streptophyta, Magnoliopsida, Fabales, Fabaceae.
AUGGCUCCUAAGAAGGCAGGUGGUUUGGGAGUUGGGGAUGCGGUGAUUCGAAAUACAGCUUUGCUGUUCAAGUGGUGGUGGAGGUUCUCAAAAGAAGAUUGUCCUUUAUGGAAACAAGUUGUUUGCUCCUGCAACAACAUGAAUCCUACUGUGAUGCUGCGAGGCCAGCCAGUUCCCAUAAGAGGGGGUCCUUGGCAGGAUAUCUGCCAGCUUCAAAUUAGUGAGUCACAGCUGAGAGAAAAUAUGAUCAGCGGGUUGUCUAUAGAGCUCGGUAAUGGCAGAACAAUCCGGUUCUGGGAGGAUAGCUGGUUGCCGCCUGGGGUGUUGAAAGAUAUGUUUCCUAGACUCUACUCGGUUUUGCAGGCGGAAGUCCUACAGGAAAAAAUCACUAGCUAUAGCUUCACUCGUGCUGUUUGGAAAGGGUUUGUCCCUCCGAGGGUUGAGCUGUUUACUUGGUUUGUCUUGGUUGGAAGGAUGAAUACCAAGGAUCGACUAUGUAGAUUUCAGGUUAUUGCUCACCAGGACAAUAGGUGUGUGCUAUGCGGUAAGGCUGAGGAAACUGCUUUUCAUUUGUUCCUCGAGUGCGAGAUCACUUGGCAGGUGUGGUGUGCUUGGCUGCUGGCCUUGGGACGAAGGUGGAGCUUUCCAGAUACACUAAAGGAUCACUUUGAAAGCUGGACGAAUUUAUCUGUAAGGAAGGUAGACAGAAAGAGGUGGUUCAUUGGGUUCUUUGCGGUUAUCUGGACAACCUGGCUAGAAAGGAAUGGUAGACUCUUCCGAGAUAAUACUUCCAGCGUGGAGGACAUCAUAAGCAGGUCGCUUAGGUACUCUGAGGAAUGGAGUGGUGAUGACCCAUUUGGUUGUUGA